GGCCAUCAGAAACAAAUAGCAUCUGCAACAAUCGAUCAGCCCAGUAAUGUCAGUAGCACCGACUUUGGGAAUCGACUGGUGACCUUGGUGAAACAAUUUAAGGACAUGAAUUUCAAUGUGAGGAUUGCCCCGGUUUUGUUUGGAGAUGCUGGAAUUUACACAUGCUCUCUGGAAUCAAAUACAUUUCUGACCAUUAAGUUAAUCACAGUGAAAGUCACAGCGGAACCACCUGAUACAGUGACUGAGGGAGACACCGUUACCCUGAGCUGCUCUGUGUCUGACGUCACUGCACCAACCAGACUGGUUUGGAUCAACGGAGACGGUGAAACUGUUGGAGACAAAACACUGACUGGGGAAGAGAAAUCACUGAGUCUGAUCUUACAUAAAGCUGAGAGAAGCAGAGAGAAAUGGACGUGUGGUGUGUUUGAUCAAGACAGACUCCGGAUUGUCGCCCCGUAUUAUCAAGAGCGCAGUGAUUUACACGAUAAGGUGUACACAGUUUAUCGGUCAGACAUAGAUCACAGUGAACUCAAGCUGAUUUGUGAAGCUUCUGCUGAGUUAAGUAAGACCAAAUGGACUUGGAAGCCACAUUUCCAGAAUCAGGUGAUGGAAAUAGCAACCACCGACAAAUCUCAGCCUAUCAUUAUCAGUGGCAGGAGCUACUUUGAGAACCGACUGAGAACUACACAGGAAAUUCUGAAUGUCAGUAACUUCAACUUGAGAAUUGUUCCUGUGCAGUUUGAAGAUGCCGGAGAUUACACAUGUUCUCUGGGAUCACAUCAAUACGUGACCAUUGAAUUAAUCACAGUUAGAGUCACAGCUGAACCACCCGAUGCAGUGACUGAGGGAGACAACGUCACCCUGACCUGCUCUGUGUCUGAGGUCAGUGAAUCAAUGAGACUGGUUUGGAUCAACAGUGAUGGUGAAACUGUGGAUGAGAAAAUAUUCAUGGAAUGGAAGAAUGAAGGUGACUCUUUGCAGCUGAUUAUUCCAACAGACGAUAAAAUCCGAAGAAAAUGGACGUGUGUCUUGUUUCAUCAAAGCAGGCCCAAGAUUUUUAUUCCAUAUUAUCUUCAGGUGAAGAAUGAUUUCACAUCAGAACGUAUCAUUCUUGUUAUUACCAGGAGUCUGGUACUUCUCAUUUUCAUGAUUCUGACGGUGGUGUUCUGUCGGCGAAUGUAUGAGAUUUCAGCCCUGGUGUGGAUUGCCCAACUUUCUGAGAUGAAUAAACAGUUGCAAUUGGCAGCGAAUAACUACUGCCAAGCAAUUCAGAACAGUAAGUCCAUGAAAGAGGGGCUCUAA
Messenger RNA from Mobula hypostoma (lesser devil ray), 1302 nucleotides. RefSeq names its product CD276 antigen-like. Lineage: Eukaryota; Metazoa; Chordata; Chondrichthyes; Myliobatiformes; Myliobatidae. The record is from RefSeq and is a predicted model, not a curated record. The transcript is spliced from 6 exons. Bases 106 to 1302 code for a protein of 398 amino acids.